GCCCAUUUGAAUCACAAUAACCUACACGCCCGAGCCAUCGGAGCUCCCCUCCACCCUCUCAAAGGGGUUGGGUUGGUAGGGCCUUUUCCAUGUCACACCCCACCGCAGCUCCGCUAUCAAGACCACCGCUCUCACCACCCUCGUCGGCGGCUAUGUCUCCCUUGUACAAACAGAAAUCUUGGUCACCGGACACGUUUCGCGAUGAGGCGUGGCAGCGGCGGAAGGGUACCCAUGGAAGCUGCCUCAAACGGCGAAGCAAGAGCGUUACCGAUGAGGACCUUGAUGAGAUUAAGGCUUGUAUCGAAUUAGGGUUUGGAUUUGACUCGCCAGAAAUGGAUCAACGAUUGUCUGAUACUUUUCCGGCCUAUGACAUGUUUUACGCCGUGAAUAAACAAUACACCGACACCCUUUCAAAGACUUCGUCAGUAUCAUCGGUCAUCUCCGAUUGCGAGUCAACCCUUCCUCCCGUUAGUCCCCACACCAUUGUCAAUCCAGGAGAUAAUCCACAGGCAGUGAAGACAAGGUUGCGGCAAUGGGCACAGGUGGUUGCUUGUGUGGUGCGUCAAUCUUCGUAUUAAUGGAUGCUGUAAGCUGCAUAUAUUGAAUGAAUGAAUAGGAAGAUGAUGGUAAUUUGUUGUGUACCAGUACUGUUGUUUUUCGGGCAUUGAAGCAAAAAGGAUUAACUCAUACUUAAUUUGAAAAACUAAUUAUAGUUAAGAUUGAUUCAACUUAUUCAAUCUUGGCAACUA
Molecule: messenger RNA, 749 nt
Organism: Solanum verrucosum
Lineage: Eukaryota; Viridiplantae; Streptophyta; Magnoliopsida; Solanales; Solanaceae
Exons: 2
Coding region: 90-578 (162 amino acids)
Source: RefSeq, a predicted model, not a curated record